ACUUUCUCUUUACGCUAUACUCAAUUGCAAUUAUUAAAAUGGAAACGAAAAUAUACGUGUCUGCUUGAAGUCAUUGUUAGUUGGAAAGGACCUUAUUCCGCUGAUAUCCUAAUUCGUAGAAUCGUAGUUACUUAGCUAUUUUUAGGUUAUAAACACGUCCGGGUUGAGUCGAGGAUCAUGCUGAACUUACCUAUUCAACGUAUGAAGUUGUACUAAACUGCCGUCAUGUUCCGAGCUCUGGCACCAUUCGUUCUAAGAAAGGAGAGCCUGUGGAAUCCCUAUGUCCAAAGAUGUAUGCGACUGGUCAGCGGGUUUGCUAUACAUAGACUUGAUCAUUUCGUCAUCACUGUGAAGGACGUAGAUGCGACGUGUGACUUUUACUCCAAAGUUCUGGGUAUGGAAGUGUCCACCUUCAAGGGUGGAAGGAAAGCUUUGAAUUUCGGCGAACAAAAGAUUAAUAUUCACGAGCAUAAGAAGGAGUUCGAACCAAAGGCACAUCUACCCACUCCUGGUUCAGCCGACGUCUGUUUUAUCACACAGGAAACCCUGGAUAAAGUCAUACAGCAUUUCAAGAAUUGUCAAGUUCCUAUCUUGGAAGGACCAAUAGAGAGAACCGGAGCUGUCGGACCGAUCCGGUCGGUGUACAUCAGAGAUCCCGAUAAUAACCUCAUAGAAGUGUCCAACUAUCCGGAGGAGGCCUGAUGGGAGUUCUGACCUACAUCAUUGUCAGUCUUUUAGACAUUUACACAAGUUAUCAGCUUCGUGUUCAAUAAGACGGGUGUGGUUUGAUGGUCAAUGUCACUAUUGUGUUUAUGUACUUACUGCGCUAGAUAAUUUCUCAAGAUCUUCUCCCUCCCCAGUUUCACAAAGUCUAUUUACGGUCAGAAACUACUGUAUUUAAAACUUUCCAUAGGAUUUUUUUUCAUUAACUUAACAAUUUCCCUUUAAUCUGAUCAUGUUAUGUUACUAAAUUUAAUGGAACUAGGUCAUUGCUAAUUUCGAUUAAAUUGCAUUCCCCAGCCACAGGCCGGCAAUGUGACGUCGAACACGUCACUACCAUUGUGGCCAUCACAAAUGAUCAUGGUGUUUACAUGUUAUGAGAUGUUCCAAAGUGUAGGAAAUUCCAUGUUAUGUCAUUAAAUAAUAGAUAGAGACAUUCA
Molecule: messenger RNA, 1160 nt
Organism: Mizuhopecten yessoensis (Yesso scallop)
Lineage: Eukaryota; Metazoa; Mollusca; Bivalvia; Pectinida; Pectinidae
Product: glyoxalase domain-containing protein 5-like
Exons: 4
Coding region: 226-702 (158 amino acids)
Source: RefSeq, a predicted model, not a curated record